Molecule: messenger RNA, 2258 nt
Organism: Daktulosphaira vitifoliae (grape phylloxera)
Lineage: Eukaryota; Metazoa; Arthropoda; Insecta; Hemiptera; Phylloxeridae
Product: RING finger and transmembrane domain-containing protein 2-like
Exons: 8
Coding region: 320-1801 (493 amino acids)
Biological process (GO): positive regulation of ERAD pathway
Molecular function (GO): ubiquitin protein ligase activity
Source: RefSeq, a predicted model, not a curated record
GGUUUACUCAUACUUGGUCUAAAUUUAUGAAUUACUCAUUUUGUCGGAACAGCGUAAUAAUUGUUAACAUUUUUUGCUGACCUUGUGAUAAUAAACAUAUGAAAAAUUGAACGGAAAUAAACACGGAUUGUAUAGAUAAGAAAACUCAAUUCACGUAUAUGAUGUCAUUCUCCAAAUAAUAUAUGAGUAAAUUAAACUUUUUUAAGGUUGAUUAUAUUAUUUGUUUUCUAUUGUUUAAGUGUAUUAUAAUGUUUUAACAAUGUAAAAUGUUAAAGUUAGAAUAAAAUUAUUUCUGCAUAUAUAAAGUAUUUCUUUUAAGAUGUCUAAUUCGAAUGAGACUUCAGUACCAGCAACUACUAGUAAUAGCAGUGUUAUUGAAACUGCUACAAAUUCUAGAGUAGCCACAACUGCUCCUAGUCGUCGAAUGAGCCUAGCAGCUGAUCUUAUGAUGCAUCUAGAGCGAAGAGCUGCUGAAAGUUCUGCAAUGUUUCGAAGCAAUGUCCAUAACGUAGUGGAAGAAUUAAGACCUAUUAUAUCAGUAACCCGGCAUCCUGAUCCUGGGUCACCACAACCUCUUGGUCCUAGUUCAUCAGUACGUCUAAGUUUACCUACUUGGUUAAAUUUAAAUGCAAGUAAUACACAUUCUCCUCUAUCACCACCAAGUUCAUCAGAUACUGAAGACAGAGAUCCCAUAGCUCCAGGGGAUGUAAGAGUAUCUGAAACUUCACCAGUUUCACAAAGAGUCCCUAUAUCUGAAGCAAGAUCUCUUCCAAUAGAAUCUAAUAAUGAUGUUUCGAUAAAUAUGAAUUUAUCUAACUUAGAAGAAAACCAUGGAAAUGAAACUCAGACUCCUGGAGGGACUUCACCUAAUGGAUCUAGUAAUAACAAUGUUGAAAACCAAAGUGAAGAAGAUGUUCUUCGUCAUAAUCCCGAAAUAGCUCAAGUUUUAGGAGUAACUCUUAAGUACAUUCCAUUCAUAUUAAUAUUGUUAUCAAAAGCUGUUUUUGAUCAUAUUCCAGCUAUUUUGUUAUUCUUGGUGCUAUUUGUUUCAUUCCGGUACUUUAAUAAUGUUGUAAAACGGGAAGUAGCCAAACAAUCUCAACGAAGUAUUGGAUUUCUUUUGUUUGCUAUAUGUCAUAUGGUUAUGUCAGUUUUUUUAUUCUAUUAUUUCUACAGUGACAUGAAUUUACAUUUUGGAUUAAUAUUUGUUCCACCAUAUAUACAACCUUUGACAAUAAGUAAUCUGCUGUGGUCUAUAGCUGUAGAUGAUUAUAUUUUAAAAUUGAUAACAAUAAUAUUCAAGAUUAUUGUGAUUAUGUUACCUAUCAAAUUUUUGCCAAUAAUUAAAAGAGGUAAGGUUUAUUUAUUUAUUGAAGCUACAUCACAACUGUACCGAUGCUGUGUUCCAAUUCAGCCAUGGUUAUAUUAUUUAUUAGAAUCAUACCAAGGACCAAAGAAAGUAAUUGGAGUUUUUUUGUCAGCAGCUUAUAUGGUAUCAAAGGGUACUGAUUUAAUGGGAUGUGUUAAACUCUGGUGGACAGCCUCUUAUAAACUACUUCAAAAUGUCGCUUUAGGGACAGCUCCUAGUAAAGAACAAUUAACUACAGCUGGUAGAAAUUGUCCAAUUUGUCAUGAUGAAUAUGUAACACCGGUUUUAUUACAAUGUCAUCAUAUAUUUUGUGAAGCAUGUGUUGCCAAAUGGUUUGACCGUGAACAGACGUGUCCAUUGUGCCGAGCCAAACUUGUUGAUGAUCCAGCCUGGCGGGAUGGUUCUACAACUAACUUUAUACAGCUAUUCUAAUACUCUUACUGACAUAUUAAGCUUUCUAAUUUAAGAUUUUUGUUGUUGUAUUUUAUUACCAAUAUUAUCAAAUGUUAUGUUGUAAUUAUUACUUACAUUAUAUUUUUUUAAAUUUAAUUUGUUAAUUAUUUCGUUGUACUUUUGAGUCGAUACUCUUUAUGAGUGAUAGACAUUAUACUUUUAUAUUUUCUUUUAUUAUUAACACAUAUUUGCAAUUGUCUGUGAUAGAUGUUCAUUAUGGUUGAAAAAUUAAAAAUAAUUUUUUUUAAUGUUUAUGCUAAAGUAAUAUUGAAAUAAUUUAUAUAAUUUUUGUCAAGUAUUUUAAGAAUUUAAUGAAGCUAUAUUGUAUAAAAAGAAAUUGAAAUAUUUUUAAGUGACUACCCAUAAUUGUAAUAUAUUAUUAAAGAUGAAUAGUACACAUACAAAAUAUUAGAUUAAAUAUAACCGCCAAUUAAUA